Messenger RNA from Stylonychia lemnae, 1125 nucleotides. The record is from the annotation of a GenBank genome assembly. NCBI's taxonomy places the organism in Eukaryota, Ciliophora, Spirotrichea, Sporadotrichida, Oxytrichidae.
AUGAUCCCUUACUUCUAAUAACCACUUAUAUUUCAGCCAUUAAAUCCAACGCAAGCACUUAACCCUUAUUUGACAUAUUUGUGCUCCCCAAUACUGUAGUAAAGACAGCAAUAGCAGCUCAUCAGUCAGUAUCAAGGUACUGCUGUGUUAAGUAAGUCUUUAGACACAGCAGCAUUAUCUCCGGAAAAGCUGAGAAUGCCUCAGUCAUAAGUGUUUGGCUCUGGAGAAAAAUCUGCUUUUCAUCGCUUUGUGAGGGAAGACACUCCAGCUAAUAAGAUCAAGGUUAUCAUUUCUCCUAUAAAAGAAGAAAAUCUAUUCAAUAGGAGAUACUCAUUCUCUACUGAUAAUAACACUGAUAAUAAUCGAUCAAAUAUUGAACACUCAAGAGAGCAUGUAUAUUAGGAAGACUAGAAGAUCCAGCUAAACAUCGAGCAUUCAUGGGAACAUACUAAUGAAACCAAAAAUGAGCAAUGUCUAUAGAUGCAAGAGUUGGCACCUGGUUCUACAAAGAUUAGAAUACAAAGAACUGAUCUAAUAACUCCGAGAAAUCUAGAGUUCGGUUGUUCUGAGGCAAAAUAGUCCUUAUAAGAAAGUAUUAAUAAUAUAGAGAAAGAAUAAUAGUCUACAAUUAAGCAUCAGUAAUAGUAACUAUAAGAUAAAGAUUAACAACAUAAAUGGGCUUCAAGCGGCUAGGUAUUCCUAGAUCACUCAGAUUAUGAGAUCGAGAACGAAGAUGAUAUGGAUGAGGAUUAUGAGAUAGAAGAGAAUUAGGAAUCUCUGAUGUAAAAGCUAGAUGAUAUCGGAGAUUCAGGAAGGACUAACAAUAAUAAGCAUAAGACUUUUGAAGGUAUCCCUAAGCAAUGGCACCAAACAAUACGUGUCAAAAACCCAGAAACUCAAAGAGUAAAGCUCUACUUUAAAUGUAGGUAUCCUCAGUGCGGCAGUGUCUUCAAGAAAAGUUGUAAUCUGAGAGAUCAUUUCAGGAAACAUACAGGAUUGAGACCAUUUAAAUGCCCUUUUUGCCAGAAAACUUUUACUCAAAGUGGAAAUCUCGGACGACAUUUAAAAAAUGUACACGGGGUUUCGAGAGAUAGUAUCAAUCUAAAUGCUCAGAAUGAUGAGUGA